AUGGAGAGAACAGCAGAGGUGGUCAGUGAGGCGCAUAACCUUUUGGCUACCGGAGGCAUUGAAGACCGCGCCAAGCAUCCUGGUGAGAACUAUUUAGAUUCGCGUGUGCUGUGCGCGAGCAGUGACCACGCACUGGGCUGCUCCGAGGCAGUUAGUGGGAACAUGAACACAUAUGACAAACACCAGUUGGCACAACAUAUUCGAGAGAAUCCGGAGUUCUGGGAGUUUACAUUCCCACGGGAAGUACCAGUGGUAGCUUCGUUAUUUGGUACCUUCGCCCCCACUCCGGCGGAGCAGCGACCGCGAGCACCGCGCAGACGUGUUGAACGCCAACAAGCAGCUGCGGUCAAGGCACCUGAGACUGUUGACAAAUUGGAUCGUACAGAGGAGGGUAGUGAAAUGGUGGGUCGGGCGCAGCGCUUUGUCAGCAAGGCGUGCCGCGCCGCGCCGCUGUGUUACUGGCGCGCUGUACUGGACCCGCACAGCUUCGCCCGCACCAUAGAGAAUAUAUACUAUGUCUCUUUCCUUGCCAGAGACGGCAUUAUUAGCAUUGAUAUCGAUGAGGAGUCAGGUCUGCCAUUCAUAAAGACUGUGUCUUCGGGAGAGCGCGAGCGCGACGCAGACGCAGCCAAUCAGUUCAUAGUCUCUAUUGACAUGCAUACAUGGAAGUCGAACCUAGAUAAAGAAGAAUCUUCUAUAAGCGAGAAGAGUAAGAAUCAUCUCAAGAAGCGAGAAAAAUCACGCUUCCUUGAAUUAUCCUUUAUCCAGGAGCUGGUGGACGCGUUCAGAAUCGAAAGACCUAUGAUGGUAUUAAAGGGUCGUUGA
Molecule: messenger RNA, 825 nt
Organism: Papilio machaon (common yellow swallowtail)
Lineage: Eukaryota; Metazoa; Arthropoda; Insecta; Lepidoptera; Papilionidae
Product: EP300-interacting inhibitor of differentiation 3-like
Exons: 7
Coding region: 1-825 (274 amino acids)
Biological process (GO): DNA repair
Cellular component (GO): nucleus; Smc5-Smc6 complex
Source: RefSeq, a predicted model, not a curated record